Rana temporaria (common frog) is the source of this 1170-nucleotide messenger RNA. RefSeq names its product cilia and flagella associated protein 300 (gene CFAP300). NCBI's taxonomy places the organism in Eukaryota, Metazoa, Chordata, Amphibia, Anura, Ranidae. The record is from RefSeq and is a predicted model, not a curated record. Bases 139 to 924 code for a protein of 261 amino acids. The transcript has 7 exons.
CCCCCCACCACACAGGAGCUGCGGCGGAACGUUUCUAUCCUAUCCCCUGUUUCCGGGGGGAAUUCCUAUUGCGGCGCUCUGCCCUUCCUUGGUUUCCAUAGGAACGGAGACGCGGCCAGUUCAAGGCGACCCAGGAAGAUGUCCAAGAUAGAAGCGCCGUUCACCUUCCACCCCCUGCCGGACCGAACCUUCAGCUUCCUGGAGAAGACAGACACCCGGGAGCUGCUGAGAAAAUGGUCAAUGAAUGGUAGACUAACGGCACAAGUCUUUUUCUAUGACCAGUAUUUUCAGUCCUAUCAAAAAGAUGACUUUGUCCUGGCAUUUUUCCAGGAUCCAAAUGUGGUUUCCCAUUUAAAAGUUCUUUCCAGCUCAGGACAGUGGACUACAUUGGGACGCGAAGUUAAAAAGGUUGACGUAAAAGAAGUGCCUUGUACUCAGCUGUCAAUGUCAAUAUUUGACCGUCUGCAUGCAGAAAAUCUUGUCAAGGAAGGCGGAUAUAUUUCCAAGUGUCUGGAUGAAUAUGUAGAUGACUUCAUUAUCUCAGAUGAACUUCGGAAAGUCCUUCUUGUAGAAGACUCUGACAAGUUCGACAUUUUCAGCCCAUCAGAUAGAGAACAGUUUAUUUUCCUGCUUUUCAAACAUCUUUGCCUUGGUGGAGCAGUCUGUCAGUUUGAAGAUGUGAUUAAUCCGUAUAUAGAUACAACCAAAUCGAUGUACAAGGAGCUGCUAAGUGUUCAGAAAGAUCCUGAGACAAAACAAAUAAAUAUCAUAUCCUCAGUUUUCAAGGUCUUGGCAUAUGAUGAAAAUGGGAUGUGCUAUCCAUCUACCAAGCCUCACGAGCAGACAUUUGCCUAUCUAAUUGUGGAUCCACUAAAGCGUCAUGUUUCUGUGCUCUACCAUAGUUAUGGUGGCGGAAUCUUCUGAAGCCAAAAGCUAGAAGAGACUUGGUGCUGUGUCUGGAGUGUGUAACUACCUGUACCAUAAUAUACUGCAGUCCGGAACACUUCUGCUUUUGGCAUGUUUUCCUGGUUAUUACUACAAAUGUAUUUUGUGACUGUACUCAGCAUUUCCCAUCUAACGUUUAGAUUAUAUAAAUGGAGUCCAGUUGUAGCUACGAUGCCUUGCUGACUUCUUUUUAUGCACAGAAUAAUACAGUGGAUUGUAAAGGUA